AUCAUGGUGUACUUUCUCGUUUUAGUUGUGUAAGGGAGGAAGAGCUAGAUUCAUCUUCCUCUUUAUCUUUUCAAUAAAAGACCGUGCAAGUAGUUCUUGUACAGCAGCGAGAAGGCGAAAGCGAAGAAAUGAUCAGAUGUAAAAGUAGAAAAGAUUUUCAACAUCAGGAAAAGUAAAAUAUUUUCACAACAACAAAUACAAAAAAAAUGUUCGCCCCGCUGUUUUCCUCCCCGGAGAAAAAGAAGAAGAAGCGCAACUCCACAAAUGCUGGUGGUUCCGCCGCUCUCUCCGAGAACAAAAGCAGCGCGAAGCGGCGCGUGUCCAGCACCACCAAGGUUGUCACGUUUCACGACGGGGAGGACGAGAUUCUCACCGGCGCUGCAGACCCGCGUGGUAAGUCAUCGGCGCGCAAACAGGACCGGCUUGUGUCGCCGGAGAAGCAGGUCGUGGAGCCCUCGUCCCGAACGACGAGCGUGUCCCCCUCAAAAGUGGGCCUCACACUGGAGUUCACGAGCGAGGACCAUUCGCCCGCGAAAAACGGGUCUGUGCUGCAGAACCUGAGCAAUAAAAAUGCAGCCAGCACUGCGUCGCACACUGGAAGUAGCGGGUCGACAAGCUCACUCGCACCGCCACCGCUGUGGAGCAACAAGAUCGCGCAGGCACACAGGUUAUGCAGUGCAAAAGCAUCGUAUUCGUAUUGCAAUCAUGCAUUGCAAAUCUUUUUCUUGAGGUAGAUCAGCAUUAACUCAUGCUGAGGAAAUUUGUAAUGCAUUUAUGCGAGUGCGAUACUUUUGCACUGCAUAGAGGUAUAUGACAGCAAGCAGGACGACGGGCAGUGCGGACCUGCAAGCGGAAACCCACACGACGAGGACACUUUCAUCAGAAGAUACAACCAAGCGGCCCCAUGGGGGGGAUGAAACGAGGUCGAGGAAUAUCCUGAGUAAAAACGUCCCCACACCAGAGUCAGGAUGGGGAUUUUGCAACACAAACCUAGGAGUGUUGGGAGUCACGCAUGACAAAUUGCACUCCGCAGUGUAGUGCUGGUUAGCAAGUGCAGCCGCAUCACAGAUUCAUCUGCUCAUCCUGUUCACAGCGUCACAAAUUCCAAAACACGAUUGGAGAUGGCUCUCAUGGGGAUGCGCAUUACAAGUCUUCCUGUCUUUGCAAAUCUGCAUUACAACUCUGGCGUGGGUACGUUUUUACUCAGGAUAAGGAACAGUAAGUUCCGUCAGCACUUCGAUGUGCAGCAGGAAGCGCUGGCGUUGAUCAAGAGCCUCGACGAAGAGGACGACGACCACGUCAUGGCGGAUGCCGGGGGACUAUCAACCGCAAAUACGUCUGGGUCUAGAAGAUUGCCAGAUUUGUCAUGCUAGUCCGGUAUGACUCUGCACUCUGUAUUGCGUAGGGCCAUCGGAAAAGCCUCUCUCGCCUGUCAUGCAAAAAAAAACGCAGUUUCUACUCAUGCGGAAUGCGCAGCACAGAAUCACGAAAAAACUUGUCAUGCUUGGCUGCGCGUUACGGUUCACUUAUUAUUCACUGACCUGCAUGGAUCUUCACAAGUUUCCAGACCCAGACAUAUUUGCAUUUGAUAGGGGCCAAGAAGCUCUUACCAGAGUCACGGAUUCGGCGGCGGCGCCACAGCCUCUACCGGCGGUCUGCACAUUGUGGAAGGCGUGCAUCGGUCGCCCAAGGCCUUAUCGAAUGCAAAAAUGUCUGGGUCUGGAAGAUUGCGAGAUUUGUCAUGCUGAUCUGGCAUGGCCCUUAAAUCUGUAUUGCGUGGCCACAAACAGCCUCUCUCGCCUGUCAUGCGAUAACGCAGUUUCUCAUGCGGAAUACGCAGCACAGAAGCACGAAGCAACUUGUCAUGCUUGGCGGCGCAUUACAGUGCAUUUGUUAUUGACUGACUUGCAUCACAAGUUUCCAGACCCAGACACUUUUGCAUUUGAUAGGCCUCCACGCGCGACGAAAGUAGCCGGGAAGGGGGCGCGCGGGGUGCCGGCGCGCUUGCCGGGUUGGCACAGCAGGGUGCAGUGGAUCGUGAUGAUCCGUCGCUCGGGGGCAAGGAGAAGAUAAAACGACAACAGUCGACGGACCGCAUGUUGCGGCAAGCCGAGGGAAAGCGGUUCAUGUAUGGGGUUCUCAAACGCUACAUUCUCAACUGUUACAUGAAUUUGUCAUGCAAAAGCACCAUCAUCAUCCACGCGAUCAAGCUGCUUCGCAUGACAAAUCUGCGUAGGGCUAAAUAGCACCUAAAUCUGUGCGGAAUUUGUAAUGCUACAGGCACAAUCACCCCCCUUUCACUUUUCCCAUUUGCAUCACAAAUCCAUGCUACAGUUGAGAAUGUAACAGUUGAGAACGCCAUAGCACGAAGAACAACCGUAAGAGCGGGGGCGUCGUGGAGGUGGGAGCCAGUUUAUGAGAGUGCGCAACUUCGUCUCCUCCUCGUUUUCAUUUCCCAUGCAAAACACCAAUGGCACACUUCCGCUUUCGCUCCUGUCGCUACUUAUUAUGCAUGACAGGGUCUGGUAGCUUAAAUCGCACUAAGUACUCCAGUGCAAAUGAUUUGUCAUGCAAAACCGGCAUUCUUGCUAGAUACUUGUAUUGUCGUUCAUGCUAAGGAAAUGAGGGGGAGGGAAAGUUGUGCACUGUCAUACAGUUACACCGGCGGGGACCUGAGUAUCGGACGUAAGGCGGUCGCGCUCGAGGAUCCCAGUAUUGAGAGGAAAAAUCCCCUCUCCCCACAUCGAAAAGGUAUGUUUCCGAAAAUUUGCCUUGCUGAUUUGUGACCACAAAUCACGCCAGUCUUGCAAGAAGACAAAUGCAAAGGGUUCCGCGCCAUUAUGGAAGCGAUUUGGCAUGCUGUUGGGCCUAGGGGGCAGCCGUUUGUAAUGCUAAACAUACAACUAGACCCAAAGCAAACGCCCCUCCCUAGGCUGAGGAUCUGGCUGCCAUGCCGUAUUGCAAGAAGGCGCGCAUUUGUGUGCGGAAAUCCAGCAUCAGAAACUUCGUCGCGAUAUGGGGAGGGGGGAUGUUUCCUUCCGAUACCCAGUCUGCUGCAGUCGGAGGAGAGCAUCGAACUCACGCUAUCCGGAGAAAAAACGUCCCCACACCAGAGUCAAGAUGGGCAAUCUGCUAGACAAAUCAACCAGCUGUGGUUCUUGCUUCGCAUGACGCGUUCUUUGUCCUCAUAGUGUAAUCCUUGUAUAGGUAUCUUUAUCGCAGCAGCAUCACAGAUCUAGCAUAUCAUGCCAAUUCGUUCCAGCAUCACAAAUCCCAAAACACAACUAGAAAACGCUUCUCAUGGGGCUCCGCAUGAGAAACUUUUUCGGCAUGCAGAUUUGCGUGACAGCUCUGGGGUGGGGACGUUUUUACUCAGAAUACACACGACUCCCGGGGGAGGACGAGGAGGAAACGGCGGAAGAGGACCAUAGCCUGUGCAAAAGUAGUCGCUGUCAUGAUGCACUGCAUGCAUUGCAAAGUUCGUUCCCAGGGUAAAUCAGGAUGACAAAGUGCACUUCUCAUGCUGAGGACAUUUGCGAUGCGAGUUCCACCAGUAUAGUCGGAUAGCACUACUUUUGCAAUUCAUACACCAAAACGUCCUGCAGUCGCACGACAAUAGCCCGUCGGACCUGUCCGAUAAGUCGGCGCAAAAGCUGUCGCGUUGUAAAAAUGCUUUUGCUUGAAGAUCAUUUUUUAUUGUGAGGAAAAAUCCCCCCUCCCCAUACCAAAAAACAAAAGGGAUACUUCUGAAAAUUUGUCAUGCUGAUUUGUGACCACGAAUCGUCUCUGUAUUGCUGGAAGGCAAAUCCAGAGACUUCGCCGCGUUUAUUUGCAGGCAAUUUGUAAUGCUGUGUGGCCGACAGAGGGCACGCCUCCACCUGCCUUGCUAGGCGCCUACACCAAAACGCCCCUGCUCCGGCUUUGUAUCUGCCUGCAGUCCUCUACUGCAAGACAGUACACAAAUCCCGCAUGAUUACAGAUUUCCACUUUGAUAUGGGGAGCGGGGAUUUUUCAUUUUGAUACUUCGUUCUCGUAGUUUGAUUUUUAUGUCACGCAGCUGAGAAGGAAUAGCAAUUAGACACAAAGAACUCUACUCUACCGGUAUCGCGAGAAAAAAAAAAUUUUUUUAUGCAUGUGAUAGAGGCUCUUUCAUCGAUUUUGGUUUGUCUUAGCCUGUGCAGAGUGGGACAUCUUUUAGUAUUUCCCGACAAAAUGAUCCCUUUGCUGCUACGAAUACGAAAGUAGGAAGACCAAAAAAUCCAAAACCUGCGAUGUGAUAUUACAGGGCGGCGGUUCCGUAAGUACUUUGAGCAGGUGAAAGUGCCCGGCAAUGUAUGCACUGCAAUUAUGGCUGGGUCUGGAAGAUGGCGAGACUUGUCAUGCUAGUUUGGCGUGGCUCUGAGCUCUGUAUUGCGUGGCCACGAACACCUCCUCUUGUCUGUCAUGCAAAAACGAUGUUUCAUCUCAUGCGAAAUACGCAACACAGAGCCACGAGAAAAUCUGUCAUGCUUGGCGGUGCAUUACAAUGCGCUUUCUGUUCACUGACAUGCAUCACAAGUUUCCAGACAUCAUAUUUGCACUUGAUACAAUGAGGGGGAGGACGACGACGAAAAGCUACCGGGCGACGACGAUUUUCAACAGGCUAUGACAGUGCACAACCCCCCUUGCCCUCAUUUGUGAUGCAAAAACCCAAUUCCAGUUGCUACCUUGUGGCACCGUGUGCAUGACAAAUUCCGGAAAUUAUCCAAACACUACUACACGACUCGGCGCAUGAAGAACCAACUUGUCAUGCACAAGGUCCACCUGUACUGGUGUUUGUAAUGCGGUUGAUGCCAUACAAAUGAGGGGGAAGGGGAGUUCUUGUGCACCCUCAUAGAGGCGUUGCAAGUGUGCAAGAAAAAAACGUUGUUAGUGUAAAUUUGUGAUGCGCAACAUGCAAGAUGAUUACGUCUGUCAUGCUUGGCAUGCAUCGUAGGGUCCAUCAAAGGGCGUUUUCGCAUACUAUCUGCGCAUGACAGGUUUUUGCUGUCAUGCCGGACAAACUUGUAAUGCUGUUCCUCCAAAAAAGUUACACCUACAAUGUUUUUUUCUUGGAUAGCAAGUGUUACAAGACUACUCCCCGCGCGAGUACUUCGAAUCGCGAAAGCGCAAGCUGUAUGGAUUGCAAACGUAUCGUACUCGUAUAAAUGCAUUACAAAUUUCCGCAGCAUGAGAAAUAAAAUUUGUAAUGCUGAUUGACCUUAAGAAAAAUAAUGCAUGAUUGCAAUACGAGUUUGAUGCUUUUGCAUUGCAUAAGCUGCAGUCUGAUGCCACCUGGACGAAGUACUCGCAUGUGAUUCUGAUCUCCGUGAUAUGGAUUGCAAUUACGCCUGGGUCUGGAAGAAUGCAACUUGUGAUGCUGCAUUUGGAUGUCUAGAAAAUUUGUGUUGCAUGAGCAGCAAAUGGAUUCUAAUUUUUGCUACGCGGAGAGGGCAUCUGUCAUGAGGAAUAGGCAUUAGGAAGCCCUCUAAAAAUCUGCGAUGCUAGAUCAUGCAUUAGAGGCAUCAUGGAUCAUACAAAAAAUGCAUGACAAGUCUCAGAACCUUCCAGACCCAGACACUUAUGCAUUUGAUUCGUGAUUCUGUUCUGCAAUUUGCUCUACAUUGGUGUGGACGUCGACUCGGACCGGCCCAGGGCGCCCAGUACCGUCCUAGUCGCGGCUAUCACAGGAAAAAAGUGUUGCAGUUACACACUUGUAUGGAACUUCAGCAUCACAAAGUUGCUCUGCAUGGCAAGGAAAUAUACUUGUGAUGCGCAGACUAUAAGGGAAAACAGGAAUGAAAUGAGGCUGCCUGGCAUUUCCUGAAUGACAGAGGUUGUCUGUCUUGCUUGUGUUGUUACAUCAGAGUGUCUAACUGUAACACUUUUUUCUCACGAUAGCGGCAGGCUCGGAAGAUGAGAAUGAAGAAGACGCUACUUCUACCACAGCCACUUCUGGUGCGGAAAAUGGUGCAGCUAUGCAUUGCAAAUAGGUCUGGGUCUGGGAGGGUACAACUACUUGUCAUGCUAAAUCUGAAUCAUAGAUACAAAAAUCUGUGUUGCGUGAUUACCAAUAAAGCUGUUAACUUUUGAGAAGGCCGAGUGGCAGUUUCUCAUGCGGAAAAGGCAUGGUAAAGAUCUCACAGAAUCUGUGAUGCUAGCGCAUGCAUCACAGACCUCACACGUCAUGAAAAACGUGCAUGACAAACGUUGCACUUUUCCAGACCCAGACAUAGUUGCAUUUGAUAACAACGUCGUCUUCGCGAAUCCGGAUUCUGGUGGAGUCGUUCGAAGCCUACGACUAUCAAAUGCAAAUUAUAUGUCUGUGUCUGGAAGAGGAAGGAUGCAAGUUUGUCAUGCUUGGCCGGUCAUACAGAUAAGUCUGUGAUGCUUUUUGCGCUACAACGGGACUUGUUUGUCAUGCAAAGAGGCCAUUUGUCAUGCGGUUAACGCUAGACAUAGCCACCCAGAAACUUGUCAUGCGCAGCUCCGCAAAAACACAGGUUCCGUCUCAUUCGGACAUUAGCAUGACAACUUUCCACACCCAGACCACAUAUUUGCAAUGCAUAGCGACGAUUUGGAUCAGGAAGUGUUCGAGAACAGUGGUCUCGCGCGGCUGCGUAUGCAACGAAAAAAAUGUUACUAGUAUGAAUAUACACAUUGUGUUGCAGACCAAGCAAGACAGACAGCCUGUCUCAUGCUGGAACGGCUUGUGAGCCUCGUUGCAUACGUGUUUUCCUUUAGGAUCUCUGCAUUGCAAUUUUUCUCUGCAGCAACCAAUGCAGAGCAAGUUUGUGUUGCAGAAGCCACUACAAGAAGUGUGUAACUGUAUUGAAACUCUUUUUUCGUGUGACACUGCACUCCGGCAUGUUCCCUCUCAGCAGCGGCAUUCGGAAACUGUUUGGCCUACCAGAAUCCUCGCUGCCAAUGCUCGGGCAAUCGCAGUGCCGGUCGGCGGGGCCGCAGCUGGAUACCGACCUGCAGACAGCAAGUGGCUCUUGUGCCGAACCGCAAGACCACAGAGGGGACGACGACACCCGGCUGGGCAUUGCGCAACCUGCUUCCGGAGCAGAUGAAAAACCAACAGCGUUGCUGCAUGAUGAUGUUGAACAACCCGCACCAGGUGCAACGAAAAUGCCCAGUAAUCCUUCGGCCUCGAAACGAACAAGAAAUUCUGCACGCAGGGGGCUCGCGUCUGUCCAGCCACGUAUAGAUUUGCUUCGGUUUCUUGAUGUACGUUCGAAUUACAGUGGUGCUAUUAAGCUGCUAAUACUAAAAAGAUUUUUCGAAAUGCUAUUUUUAUACGGAGGGACGACCAGUACCACAGAUGUAGCGGUCUUCUAGCUACUAUUCGUUAGAUGCCAUUAAGAUGCACAUCCAUGACAGCACGCAACUUUUAGUUUUACAAUUACAUCGUGUUGAUAAGUAUUAGAGCUACUACUUCCACCGAGAGUAGAUGUAGAAGUUGAAAAUCCUGGAGAAAAUAAACUUGUACACCAGCAUCGCUUUCGAUGAGCCGUUUGCGGGAUCGGUUUUUCCAGAAACGGCGCGGUGAGGCCUACGACUAUCUUCUCGAGAAAAAACGCCGGCUGGAGGCGAAAAAACAGAAACAGCGACAACUCAUUGCGGCGAGGGCGGGCACUACAGAUCAUUUGCCCCCUAUGGAAGCGUCAGGUUUGAAAUCGACAAAGUUGAAUAUAAUUUGUGAUGCACAAAAUGGAUGCCAGUUGCAACCCAGCUUCCAAGUGGCGCAUGACAAAUUUGGGUAGAGCCGAAAUCCAAUUUGUCACGCUGUUUGGGUAAGGAAGACGCCACUUGUCAUGCUAUUUUAGCAGCUCAGUUUCUCUUUCUACCCCUCAACAGGCUUACAAUCUGCCUCACUUGCCUACUGUGCAAGACAGGCAUUUUCUGCGUUGCAUUUUAUGCAUGACAAUCUAUUUCAACUUUGACGAGAUUUCAAUCCUGGCACUCCCAUACCCCCGGCAGCGUCGACUUUCGAGGUCGUGCAGGAAGUGUACGAGAUAUGAGAGUGCACAAGAACUUGAACUCCCCCUCCCCCUCAGUUGUCAUGCAAAAUGCCAAAUCCACUAAAUAAUUCUGUCGGUUUGCACGAUUCGCAUCACAAGUUUCGGGACCUCCACGCAAGACAGCACCACAGUCUUGUGUGAAUUUUUUUGUCAUGCAAAACGAAAAUAUCCUGCAUGUGCAUUCGAUAUCGAUUCCCGCCGAUGCUUGUAUUGCUGUUCAUGCCGCAGCCGCAGCACAAAUGGAACGACGAGGGGGAGUUGUGCACUCUCAUACGAACCUAGAGUGAUUGCGAAGUUUCUGAAGAAAUUAACGGGGAUGCAGACACUAUGCAAGAAAAAAACAGUGUAAGUGUAUACUUAUUUGAAGGAAUUAUAGCAUGACAAGUUUGCUCUGCAUGACACACAAAACCUAUCAUGCUUAGCUAGUAUCAGUGAAAACACGUACGAGGAAAAGAGCCUCUGAUACAUGUGUCUAGCAUGACAGGUGAUAAGUGUUUUACAUACGUCUGCAACACAAAGUUACACUUACACAGUUUUUUUUCUUGCAUAGACACUGGACACGCGGGACCACUCGCUGUGGAAUCGGGCGGAUUUUUACCGCUAUUGUGAGGAAAAAUCCCCAUACUCAAAGUCGAAACUUGUGAUGCUAAUUUGUGGCCACAAAUCAGCUUUGUCUUGCCUAUAGGCGAAGGGGAGCCGUGAUCCGCGUUCCACAGCCAGUCUGUCAUGCGCUUUCGACUACUGCGAACCCCUGUGCUAUAGCUAAUUGCUAGCUGUGUUCUGCAUACCCAAUGAACAGGCUUCGAAAUAAAUGCCGCCAAGCAUUUUCUGCAACACAAAUCUGAUAAAUUGUGCGCGCAAAUCCAGCAUCAGGAGCUUCCUUCUGAUAUCUCUGGGGACGAGGGGGGAUUUUUUUUUUGAUAGCCGCCGAUCUUUGUACACACCGCACGAGUUCCCCUUGCUCUACUCGGAGGGGCUUUCCGCUACCGCACCCACAACAGAGCUGCAACAAAGGAGGAUGGAGAACGGCAGCGUGGUAAACAGGACCGUAAUAUGCAUUGCAAAUGUAGUGUCUGGGUCUGGAAGGACGCAAGGUUUGUCAUGCUUGUCUAGCAUGACUGAAGAGUUUGUGACGCGUGUCCACGAAGAGACCGUUUUGCUUGUCAUGCAAAAACGCAGUUUGUCACGCGGAAAACGCAACACUAACGCUAAGCAGCGCAGAUGCUUCUCAUGCUUGGCUGUGCAUUACAGAGCAUUCACUAUUCCCUACCCAGCAUUACAAGUUUCCGGACCCAGACAUGAUAUUUGCAGUUGAUAUUUAACGGUACUAACGACGAAAGAGCAGUGGAGCCGGAAAUUGGAAGAGGUGGAAAAAUAUCCUGUGCAAACGGAUCGUACUCGUAUUGCAAUCAUGCAUUUACAAAUCUUUUUCUUAAGGUAAAUCAGCAUUACAUUUUUCCUUUCUCAUGCUGAGGAAAUUUGUAAUGCAUUUAAACGAGUGCGAUGCUUUUGGUUUUGUAAUUCAUAAAAAAAUGAACGGCAUUGGUGUUGCAUCUUCGCUGCCCGCCGAGCCGGUCCUACCCCUUGGUCCUCCUGGAGCUGAAGUACACGCCGCCGCGGUGGAGGAUGAAUAUGCAAAGAAAAAAACAGUGUAAAUGUAACUUUGUGUUGCAGACGUAUGUAAAACACUUAUCACCUGUCAUGCUAGACACAUGCAUCAGAGGCUCUUUUCGUCCGUGUUUUCACUGAUACUAGCUACGCAUGACAGGUUUUCUCUGUCAUGCAGAGCAAUCUUGUGAUGCUGUUUCUCCAAGAAAGUUACACUCACACAGUUUUUUCCUUGGAUAAUGAAGUAGACGAUGGUAGUACCUACUUUGCAAACGAAAACCUGCAGUUCCUCUACGAAAAUUUUCACGCGUAUGGAAGCGUCAGGAUCGAAAUCGACAAAGUCGAAAAAUUUGCAAUGCGUAAAAUGUAGGGCACAUAAGGCCUGUGUAGUUGGGGAGCAGGCAAGUGAGACCGAUUGCAAGCCUGUUUAGGGGAAGACGAUGCGCUGCCAGAAUAGCAUGACAGGAGCAGUCUUCUUCGUCCAAACAGCAUGACAGACUGGAUUUUGGUGCUCCCGAAAUUUGUCAUGCGCCACUCGGAAACUGAGGCUCCAACUAGUAUCGAUUUUAUGCAUCGCAAACUAUUUCGAUUUUGUUGAUUUCGAUUCUGACACCCCCAUAACGCGGCUUGCGAUGCAGUCCGGCACAAGCUGAAUCCCGCGCCGAGACUAUUGAGAGGAAAUAUCCCCCCUCCCCAUAUUGAAAAGGCACGUUUCCAAAAAUUUGUAUUGCGGAUUUGAGGUCGCAAAUCACAUCUGUCCUGCAAGAAGACAAGGGCAGAAGCUUCCGCCCCAUUAUGGAAGCGAUUUGUCAUGCUGUUGGGCCUAAAGGGGGGCCGCUUGCCAUGCUGAACUACUAGACCCAUACGCCCCUACCUAGCCUGGGGAUCUGGCCGCAGUGCCUCUCUGCAAUACAAAGCUGAUUUGUGGCCACAAAUCAGCAUCACAAAUUUCCUUUUUGAUAUGGGGAGGGGGGAUUUUUCAUUUUGAUAGAAACUGUUCUUGCUUUCCGCCGCACAGAGCCGGUUGCUUUUCGAGCAGGAGGUGAUGCGGUACGACGAUAUCGCGAGGAGAAAUCCCCCCUCCCCGUAUUGACGAGGUACGUUUUCGAAAAUUUGUGCUGCUGAUUUGUGACCACAAAGCGUCUCGGUGUUGCAUGAAGGCAACCGCACAGGCUCCGCCGCAUUCUACAGGCGGUUUGUCAUGCUGUUGCUCCUACAGCGUAGACGUCUGCCAUGCCAAGUGUCUACGCUCAAAUCUGUCCACUCAGGCUCGGCAAGGGCCUGUAGUGCUCUCCCGCAAGACAAAUCUGAUUUGUGGACGCAAAUCGAGCGUCAGAGGCUUCGUUUUGAUAUGGGGAGGGGGGGUUUUUCCAGUUGAUAGGCGAAAAGGCGUACGACAUGAAGCACCGACGGAACACGGCGGGCCAUGAGGUCUCCGUGCAAACCGUGCAAACUAUCGUGAACGCGAAGAAAACGCACACGAGGGGAAGGCGCUUGAAGGUCCUGGUGUCCACUUCUGCAUCUUCGGGUGCUAGGAGUCCACCGCGAACGGACGACGAUGUCCUCUCCGCUACUCCCCGGCGUCGCAUUAUGGGAGUGUCAGGAUUGAAAUCGUCAAGGUUGAAAUAGUUUGUGAUGCAUAAAAUGCAACCCACAAAAUGCCUGUCUUGCAGAGUAGGCAAGGGAGGCAGAUUGUAAGCCUUUUUUGAGGGGUAGAAAUAGAGCUGCUGAAGUAGCAUGACAAAAGGCGUCUUCCUUACCCAAGCAGCAUGACAAACUGGAUUUCGGUUCUACCCAAAUUUGUCAUGCGCCACUUGGAAACUGGGUCACAGCUGGCAUCCAUUUGAUGCAUGGCAAAUCAUUUCAACUUUGUCGAUUUCAAACCUGACGCUUCCAUACGCAUUCUGCUGGAGCUCGACGACCGGCCGCCGAUGAUGUGGGUCUGCGAUUUCUUCUUCUACCUGUUUUUCCUCGCGGAGCUGAUUUUCCGCUUGACAAGGCAGCACAACUACUUCAACUUGGAUAUGGCGUUCUCAACUGUUACAUUCUCAACUGUUGCAUGAGUUUGUGAUGCAAGAAUAGCAAAAGUCCAAGAAGGGAGGUCGCACGUGUAGCAUUAGAAAGUCCGCAGAGAGAUAGGCGUUGUGUAGCCAUUUGCAAACUUGUCAUGCAAAGCAGGCAGAACGUGUGGAUGAGAUGAUGGUAGUUCUGCAGGACGCAUUCAUGUAACAGGUGAGAGUGUAACGUUUGAGAGCGCCAUACUGGAGCACUUUCUGUACGACAACUACCUCCCCUUCAUCACGAUCAUUUUGGACACCACGCGGCUCAUAUGAAGAGAGUGCACGACAACUCCCCCCCGUCCACCUCAUUUGUCAUGCAAAGCACCCAAAAAUCCACCCUUUACCUCUUGGCACUGUGUGCAUGACAAGUUCUGGUAGCGGCCCAAGUAGCACUACGCUGCUCCAGUGCAAAUUCGCCAUGCAAAACCGGCAUUUUUGGUGAUGCUUGUUGUAUAAUUUGCAUUCAUGCUUUACGAGGGGGAGGGGGGGUUGUGCAGUGUCAUAGCUCAUCUUUCUCUUCCAAGUGUCGCCGAAAGACAAUCAGCCGACGCCGGACAAGGUGAUCCACACCAUGAUGCUCAUCCGCGUUCUGCGGCUCUGGAAGUACACCCAAGCCGCGCUCUCCGAGUCCCCCCGGUUUCGCCGCUUCGGGUUCGUCCUCGACCGCUUCUAUAUCAAAUGCAAAAGUGUCUGGGUCUGGAAACUUGUGAUGCUGAGUGGCGUAGCAUGAGGAGGCCACAAGUGCUGGCUCAGCAUGACAAGUUCCUGAGCUUCUAGGUGUUCUGCUUAUUCUGCAUGACAAAUUGCGUCUCCGCAUGACAGAAAAAUGCGGCUCUUGGGCAACGUGCAUGACAGAUUUAAGAGUCAUGCCAGACAAGCAUGACAAACAUGCAUUCUUCCAGACCCAGACAUUUUUACAUUUGAUAUUCUACCAGCUGCGUCGGCCGCUCUUGUUCGGUUCCAUUCUGUUCAUAUCAACUGCAAAUAUCCCUCGGAUGUCUGGAAAACAAAUGCGAGGUUUGUCAUGCUAGGCUAGCAGGAUUCUCAAGUCUGUCAUGCGCGUUAGUACCCAAAAGCCCUUUUUUUCUGUGAUGCAGAGUCGCAGUUUGUCAUGCAGAAUCAAUAGGCAACAGCAACACUUAGAAGCUCAGAAGCUUGUCAUGCUGUUGAGCCAUCAUUUGUGGUGCACUCAUGCUACGUCACUGAGCAUUACGAGUUUCCAGACAUCAUCCAGGGAUAUUUGCAUUUGAUAGUUCGUCAUGGCCUGCUACUUCAUGUCCUUUCUGAUCACCUUAUCCCACGAAAAAACUGUUUCACUGUGAUGAUUUUGCAAGAUCUGCAUCACAAGUUUGUUACACAUGACACAGAAAAUUUGCCAUGCGCGCUUUCAAAGGGAAAACCCCGCUAAAGAGUCAAGGUCUUGCAGGUGUAGCAAGCCAAAUAGUUCUGUGUUCCAUUCUAUGCAUCACAAGUUCACAGUGAAACAGUUUUUCCUUGCGAUAUACCUCGCAAGUGAAACAGUCGGUGAUGGAUGGCGAUUACUUUUAUGCACUGCAAAAGCAUCGUACUAUAGUAUGAAUUGCAUUACAAAUUAGGUCAGCAUGAAAAAAUAAAAUUUGUCAUGCGAAAUUACCUAAAAAACCAGAUUUGUCGUGCUGGUCUGGCAUGUAUAGGAGUACGAUACUUUCCCACAGGAUAACUUUGCUUACAUGGCGAAAAUCAACCCCUCGUUUUCCAUUCUGGACUACUUUUUAUCGCAAGAAAAAAGUGUUACAGUUACACAUUGUGUUGCAAGACCGGCAACACAGGCAACCUUUCUCAUGCAGGAAAUGCUUGGGAGCCUCGUUUCCUUCCUGUUUUCCCUUAUAAUUUUCGCAUUACAAGUUUUCUGUGCCACACAGAGAAAAUUUGUGAUGCAGAAACUCCAACAAAUGUGUAACUGUAACACUUUUUUCUGGUCAUACUUUUCCGCGACUUUUUACUCCUUUUUCACCAUAUAUCCCACGAAAAAACUGUUUCACUGAUGUGGUGAUUUAGCAAUAUCUGCAUCACAACACAAGUUUGUUACACACGACGAGACAGAAAACUUGCCAUGCGCGCUUCCCAAGGGAAAAACACGGUUGAAACUCGAAUGUUCUAUGCAGGUGUAGCAAGACAAACACUUUGGCGUUUCGUUUUCUGCAUCACAAGUUCACAGUGAAGCAGUUUUUUCUUGCGAUACCAUCGCGCAGAUGACCUCAUUCGACCGCUGGCUUACGGGCAUCAUCCGCCCGAUGGGUGAAGUAUGGAUUGCAAAUAUGUCUUGGUCUGGAAACUUGUGAUGCAAAUCUGUGAAUCGUGGGCGCACUACAAUAUGCAGCUAAGCAUGACAAGUUUUUGCACGUGCCAUGUGCUUCGUUUUCUGCAUGGCAAAGUGCGUUGUUCCAUGACAGGCAGGAGGUCCCGUUCCUGCUUACGCCUCACAGAUCCAAGAGUUAUGCCAGACAAGCAUGACAAGUCCUGCAUUCUUCCAUACCCAGACAUUUUUGCAAUGCAUAGGAAGUUCAGUUCACAUUGGCGAUUCUGCUCAUGCUUGUGGUUGUGAUUAUUCAGUUUGGCCUAGUGAACAACAUCACCGGGCUGUUCGUCGCCUACGUCAUCAAGUCGGGUGAAGUAUGAACUGCAAUAGUAGAUCUGAUACUCGUACUAAUUCUUGCAGUCAUGCAUUACAAAUCUUUUCCUUCAGGUAAAUCCGCAUUACAAAUUUUAUUUCUCAUGCUGAGAAAAUUUGUAAUGCAUUUACACAAGUAAGUACUACUAUCGGAUACUUUUGCAAUUCAUAAGAAGAACAGCGCGAUCAGAAUCGCUUCGUCCGCGAGGCCAGUAUCAAAUGCAAAAAUGUCUGGGUCUGGAAGAGUGCAAGUUUGCCAUGCUUGUCUGGCACGACUCGCGAAUCUGUGUUGCAUAGGCACGAAAAAGGAGCGGCCCUCUUUUUACCUGUCAUGCAAAAAUGCAGUUUGCCAUGCGGAAUACGGAAGACAUAGCAGCCAAAAAAUUUGUCAUGCAUAGCUGCGUAUUGCAGUGCGUCUAUCCUUCACCUUUAGCAUUACAAGUUUCCAGACCCAGACAUGUUUGCAGUCCAUAGCCAGGAGGCAGGCCCGAUUGAAGCUGAAGGCGAUGACGCGGAUGCGCGAACUAAUCGACGCAGUGUCCGUUCCGGCGGUGGUAUCAAAUGCAAAUGUAAUCGUCCCUGGAGGUCUGGAACUGGAUGGGUGCAGCUUGUAAUGCAUCGUCCCCCAGAUUUUUGUCCAAAAAUUUUAUAAAAUCUGUUUUGCGGGGGGUAGCACAAGAUCCUGUUCUAAAACACGGCUUUUUCUCAAAACGGCAUAUGUAGUUCUGGACGAAAGCCCGAACUAAAAAAGGUAACAAGCUGUCAUGCUACAUUACCCUGCAUUCCAACAUGACAAACUUAAACUUGUGCACUCCUCCACCCGGCGUCCAGGGAUGUUUAUUGCAGUUGAUAGGUCGAGGUGUGCCGCAAAGAGGGGAAGUACUUUAGCUUCCGCCCCGUGCUACCUGCGGACUUCAACCAGGACGCCCUCAAGCAGGAGGGCUAUGAAUUGCAAAUAUGUCUGGGUCUGGAAACUUGUGAUGCUGGUUGGCGAAUGAUUAGGGUGCCGCAAUUGCCGUUCCAGCAUGACAAGUUUCUGAGGUGGUCGGUGUAGUCUAUCCUGCAUGACAAACUGCGUUUCCGCAUGACAGAAAAUUGACGCUCUUGGGUAACGUGCAUGACAGACUUGAGAGUCAUGCUAGUCGAGCAUAACAAGUCUUGCAUUCUUCCUGACCCAGACACUUUUGCAAUCCAUAAGGGCGGGGGGCAAACGAUCGAGGACGUUACCCGCACGAUUGUGAAUCCCAAUACGGUAUCCAGUGUAAAAACGGGGCCCACGUCCCGUAGUCGAAAUGGGAAAUCGGCUAGACAAAUCAACAAGCUUUGGCUGUUGUGCAUGACAUCAAGUUUGGCCUCGUAGUGAAGUCGAUCCUGUUUCUACUUAGCUAGUUUCGCAGCAUCACACACAGAGCUACUAGCAUAUAAUCACGCUGCUUCGACGAGCAUCACAAAUUCAAAAACACGACUACAGAGAAUGCUUUUCAUGGGGCUCCGCAUGAGAAGCAUGCUUAAUACCAUGCAGAUUUGCACGCCAAAUAUGGGGUCGUGGGGACGUUUUUACAUAGGAUACACGGGCGAGGAGGAGACGGUCGUGGUGAAAAAUUACGGGCAGCGCAUGUUGCUGCAGAGAGAAGACUUGGAACAUGUAAUUCACUACGUUGAGCCCCCGGUUAUCAAAUGCAAAUAUCCCUGGAUGUGGUCUGGAAACUUGUAAUGCUGAUUUGUGAAUAGUGAAUUCUCUGUAAUUAUGCACAGCCAAGCAUGAGAAAUAUUUGCGCGGUUUCAUCGUGUUCGUGUGUUUGCGCUGUCCGCAUGACAAUAGCUGCGUUUUGAUGCUCAUGACAAGCAAGAGGGUCGUCUCUUCUUGGACACGCAUCACAAACUCUCCAGUCAUGCCAGAUCGAUAUUUGCAAUGCAUACCGGUUAUGAAAUGCAAAAGCAUCGCACUAGUAUAAUCGCAUGACAAAUUUGCUCAGUAUUACAAAUGAAAUUUGUAAUGCUGUUUUACCUUUAGGAAAGGGAUUUGUCAUGCACAAAUGCGAUUACUACGAGUACGAUUCUUUUGCACAGCAUACCGGUGCCCUCCAGUCAACUGCAAACGGUGACUAUCCAAGAAAAAAAGAUUGUACGUGUAACUUUAUUGCUGGAGGAUCAGCAUUACAAAUAGAAAUAUUUCUGGCAUGACAGCAAAAACCUGUCAUGCGCAGAUAGAACGUGAAAGCGCCCUUGAAUGGACCCUAGAAUGCAUCCCUACUAGCAUGACAGACGCAAUCAUCUUGCAAGCUGCCCAUCACAAAUUUACACUAACAGCGUUUUUAUCUUGGAUAGAGACGCGGGCCUCGUUUCUCAGCUUCCGCAACCGGGGCAAGGGGCAUAUGGGGCUCUCAACCGUUACAUUCUCAACUGUUACAUGAAUUUGUCAUGCAAAAUUCCCAUGCUUUGCCAGAGGAUUAAGGUGCUUCGCAUGACAAAUUCUCGAAAGCAGGUCAAACAGCAUCUAAAUCUGUUGCAAAUUUGUGAUGCGAGACUCGCAAGCUUGCCCCUUUCCAUAUUGCUGCGCUGGCAUCGCAAAUUCGUGUAACAGUUGAGAAUGUAACGUUUGAGAACGCCAUAGGGCAGGAACAAAUGCCCGAGCCGCCAGAGCCAAAGUAUGAGGGUUCGUUGUUUUUGGUUUAAAUUUGAGAAAAAAAGAUAAUAUCGUGAAGCAUCCAGCACCAGCAUGCACAUGCAAUUGCAAAUUUCGUAUCAAAAAAAAUUCUGGAGAGGGCAGAGCCACAGAAUAAAUUCAAUGUGGUGCAUCAUGAUCAUGAUUGCUUUUGCUAAAUAAUAAAAUAGACCAUCGAAAUAGAACAAAAAAAAACCCGCCGCAGGAUGAGCUGGAAAGAAGCCCAGAAAGCUAUCAAAGUGAAAAAAGCCGCUAUCCCAUACUCAAAAGAAAAUUUGUGUUGCUGGACUUGUGUACAUAAAUGAGCUUUGUAUUGCAGCAAGAGCUUGACUUGUGCUUGUCGGCAUAUUCUAAGCCCGUUUGGAUAGUACGCACCCGUCUAGCAGCUGAGCAUGAGAAACAAGUCCGACAGAGGCGAAAACACAACAUGACAGACUGGCUGUACAAUGUGCCACAUGGCUGCAGCCGUUGCCUUGUACGCAAGACAAAGCUGAUUUUUUUAUGGUCACAAAUCAGCGUCACAAAUUUCCUUUUCGACAUGGGGACGAGGGGCGAUUUUUCCUCACAAUAAAGGCCAUCGGUCUGCGAACCGACGAGGUGCUCGACUGCUACGACUGCCUCCUUAUGGAUUGCAAAAGUAUUGUACUCGUAUAAAUGCAUUACAAAUUUACUCAGCAUGAGAAAUCAAAUCUGUAAUGCUGAUUUACCUUAAGAAACAGAUUUGCAAUGCAUGAUUGCAAUACGAGUGCGAUGCUUUUGCAUUGCAUACUCCUGGAGGCGGACACGAACUGUCACGGGUAUCAACUACAAAUAUCCCUGGAUGUCUGGAAGAAUGCACCUUGUGAUGCUAUUUUUGGAUUCUAAAAAAAUUUGUGUUGCAUGACAAGCAAUAGGAGUCCUGUCCAGUUCUUUUUGCCACGUGGAGAGGGUAUUUCUCAUGCAGGAUAGCAGGUAUCAAGAAGCACUCAGAAAUAAAUCUGUGAUGCUAGGGCAUACAUCACAGCCGUCAUGGGUCAUGUCAGGUGUGCAUGACAAACCUUCCAGGAUCCCCAGACACAUUUGCAUCUGAUAACGGGUUCGGCGUUACCACUGACGCCUUCAUGGGUGCGCUGCUAUCCUACGCGGGAGUUUUGUCUGCGCGAGAUCUGUUUUCAAUCGGGUGCACGAUGCGCAAGGCGACGCCAAAGAUCAUUAACAUCGAGGAGUCCUGCAACUUAGCCAUCACGCAUAUGGAAGUGUCAGAAUCGAAAGCGACAAAAUCGAAAAAUUUGUGAUGCACAAAAUCGAUGGCAGUUGGAGCCUCAGUCUCCAAGUGGCGCAUGACAAAUUUCGGGAGUACCCGAAUCCAGUCUGUCAUGCUGUUUGCCCAAGUAAGAUUCCUCCUGUAGUGCUACUCUGGCAGCACAUUGUAUACCCCUAAACAGGCUCACAAUCGGCCUCAUUUGCCUGCUCCCCAAUACAGGCCUUCAGUGCCCUACCUUUUAUGCAUCGCAAAAUUUUCGAUUUUGCCGAUUUCGAUCCUGACACAUCCAUAACGCAGUGCGAAUUUAUCGCGAUCGCGACCGAAAGAAUUCAUGCGCUGCUGUUCGAGCUCUACCAGGCAAAGGGAGCGCCGCCACCGGGGACCAUGAAGCGCGUCACGAGCCACUAUCAAAAGGAAAAAUCCCCCCUCCCCAUAUCGAAGCGGUAUGAUUCCGAAAAUUUGUGUUGCUGAUUUGAGACCACAAAUCACGUCUGUCUUGCAAGAAGACAAGUGCAGAGGCUUCCGCGCCAAUAUGAAAGCGAUUUGGCAUGCUGUUGGGCAUAGGGGGUAGCCGUUUGUAAUGCUAAACAACUAGACCCAAACGCUCCUGCCUAGGCUGAGGAUCUGGCUGCGAUGCCUUACUGCAAGACAGCGCGCAUUCGUGCACGGAAAUCCAGCAUCAGAAACUUUGUCUCGAUGUGGGGAGGGGGGAUUUUUCCUUGCGAUAGCCACAACAAGACGCGGCCGAACUACCCACGCCCCUACCCGUAUGGACCUGUCAGGAUUGAAAUUGACAAAGUUCAAAAAUUUGUGAUGCAUAAAACCGAUACCAUUCGGAAGCCCAAUUUCCAAGCGGCGCAUGACAAAUAUCGACGUCAGCGAAAUCCAGGUUGUCAUGCUGCUUAGCGAAAGAAGGCAUCCUUUGCCAUACUACUUUACCAGCUCUAUCACAAUUAUCCCGAAACAGGCUCACGAUCGGCCUCACUUGCAAUCCCUGCAAGACAGUUACUUCGUGCCUUGCAUUUUAUGCAUCACAGAUUAUUUCAACUUGUCGAUUUCAAUCCUGACACACCCAUAACCCGCCAGUCUUGGAGCCACCAAGGGGGGUUUUGUCAGUCGGUAAUAUUUCCAUAUUGUUGUGCAGAAGUACCGAACAUUCAAUUUCAAUCAUCUUCUGCGAAAGUUGGUCUGUCAUGCGGACUCAGUGCAAUGGACUACAUGAACUUAUGUGAUUCAUCAUGAAACGCACUCAACACUCUCAGGCGUGCGUGUCAAAGAUGCCGAAGAAGCAGCGAACCGUAUUACACUGAAAAGUGCCCCCAGGAGGAGCCCUGAAUUUGCAAAAGUUUCUGAUGCAAAGUUUCAUCCAUAGUGGAAACUUUUUGUCUUGCACGAGAGGGCAGCUAUCAUUCUUUCUGAUGCAGCAGUAGAUGCGGAACCUUCUAGGCGCCGCGUAUGAAAGCAUCUUUUGAAUAGCAGGGCCGGCCCUUGCUGGGCCCUUUAUUCGCAACACAUAUUUUUGCUGAUCAGCAUUGCAAAUCUGUCUUGCUGGUACACGCAAUAUGGGAAAUGUUUUCAUUGAAAAGUUUUGCAACACAAAUGCUGCCUGGAGGGGGCAGUUUUCAAUGUGAUAGACCGAAGAAAACGGCAAAUGGAGGAGGAAGAGGAAGCCAUGAAACUUAUCAAAUGGGAAAAUCCCCCCUCCCCAUAUCGAAAACGAAAUUUGUGAUGCUGUAUUUGACGUACGCAAGUCGACUUGUAUUGCUAGAAGGCCAACAAGAAGAUCCGCAGUUGUGGCCUCGUUUGGUGCAGACAAGUUGCCAUGCUGUUUUCCAUUUCCAGCUGCCUCCUGUUAUGCUGAAGAUGCAAGGCUUUCCCACUCCACCCAGCACUACAGUUGUCCGCAUCUCUUCGCCCCUUCUAGCAUGACAAAGCUGAUUUGUGGCCACAAAUCUGCAGCACAGAUUUAUUCCGUUUUGAUAUGGGGAGCGGGGAUUUUUCCUCACAAUAAAACUCGGAAAAACCACCUGGCAUUUUGGCAUGCCGGUCGGCCACAGUCGCGACCACUUAUCACAAGAAAAAACUGUUUCACUGUGAACUUGUGAUGCAUAGAAUGGAGCACAGAACGAUUUGUCUUGCUACACCUGCAAGACAUUGGAUUUUUAGGCGUGUUUUCCCUUGGGAAGAAUUUUCUGUAUCAUGUGUAGCAAACUUGUGAUGCAGUUCUUGCAAAACCAUCACAGUGAAACAGUUUUUUUGUGGGAUACCAUUACUACCCUAUGCAUUGCAAAAGUCUCGCACUCGUUUUGAUGGCGGUCAUGCAUUACUUAGCAUGACAGAUGCAGAUCUACUAUCUUCUUUGUACGUUGACCAGCAUUACAAACUCCCUUUUCCAUGUUGGUCAACAUCAAACUUGUGAUGCGAUUUCUACUAGUACGAUCCUUUUGCAGUGGAUAUACCCGGAUCGUUUUCGCCGCGGUUCCGACGAAUCCAGCGAAGACUCAAGCGACUUUUAGACUAGUAUUGCAAGAAAAUAAAACUGUUUCACUGUAAACUUGUAAUGCAGAAACUGUAUCUGAGAAGUGUUUGUCUUGCGUACACAUGCAAGACAAUGGAUUUUUAGUCGUCGUUUCCCUUAGGAAUCUCGCAUGGUAAAUUUUCUCUGUGAUGUAGGACAAUAAACUUGUGAUGUAAAACUUGCAAAAUCCUUACAGUGAAACACUUUUUUCGUACGAUAACUAGUUUCGGUCGUUUGUUGUAUUGCGGAAUAAAAAAUCGCAGGACGUUAUCAGCUAUCCUGUGCAAAAGUAUCGUACUCGUAGUAGUUGCAGUCAUGCAUUACAAAUCUCGUUCUCAAGGCAAAUCAGCAUGACAAACUGGAUUUGUCAUGCUGAGGAAAUUUGUAUUGCAAUUCAUACUAGUACGAUGCUUUUGCAUUUCAUAUUAGCCUCGCGAACAAAGGCAAUCACAUUCACGUUCACAGGACACAACUUAUUGUCCGCAAAAAGAAUCUAACUAACUACAUUAGCCCACAGGGUGAGCAGCGGCCAGUACUAGCUGUACUAGCUUUUCCACAUGUUGGCGAUCUUCCAGAUUCACUGUUUAUUUCGCAAUUGUUUGAAUUAAAUACGUUUCACAGCAAAAAAACUUGUGUAUGAUUUGAAGAUUAGUCGCAGAAGUCGUGAGUAUCAUGAAUAAAGCGAUAUUAUGGUUUGAGAAACAAGUAAUCUUAUCAGCAAAAAUGUUGUUGUACUUUACUGUCGAUGAUGAAAAAUGUACUACAUUGAAUGCAGAAUGAAAGACCUGCACUAUCCCCGAUAGUACUGCUUAAUAUCAUUUGUUUAACCGUUUCCAAGAAUUAUGUCGCGGUAGUUAUUUGUACAGAUGAAACAGAUAGUACUAGUAGUUUGCACCGCUGUUGCAUCAGAAGCGUCCACCUACAGGCGCAGGUGCCUCAAUCUAUGUAUGGGUUGAAGAAGCACAACUUCCACCACGCAAAUGUAUCAUUGUAGAGAUGAACCAGACGAAACAAGUUUGUGUUUGAGGACUGAAAAGAAAUGAAACUGUAAAAAUUAAGAUUGAAAAUAUCAAACAAGACGCAGGACGGGUUUCUUUCUUGGUACCGCCGACGUAGUUGUACUACCCGUUUUGUCUAGAAGAGGCUUAAUAUCGUCCACCUCCUUUGUACUUGCAGCCCUCCACCUUGGCGUCGUGUUUUAUUUGAG
Molecule: messenger RNA, 21996 nt
Organism: Amoebophrya sp. A120
Lineage: Eukaryota; Dinophyceae; Syndiniales; Amoebophryaceae
Source: the annotation of a GenBank genome assembly